AUGAUAGGAGGGCUAGUGAUGAUAGGAGGGCUAGCGAUAAAUGGACAUGGAGCGGAGGCCUUGGAGCUAUUUGGCCAGAUGGAGAGGGACGCCGUGAAGCCUAAUGAGGUCACUUUCAUUGGUGUCCUGUGCGCUUGCAGCCAUGGUGGUCUGGUGGAGCAAGCAAGGCAGUGCUUUGAUUCAAUGAGGGCGGUUUAUGGGCUCAAGCCACAAAUCGAGCACUAUGGUUGUAUGGUUGAUGUUCUGGGGCGAGCUGGAUUCUUGGAGGAGGCUGUUUUUCUGGUGCAGUCCAUGGCGAAUGACAAUGCUGUGCUGUGGGGGAGUCUGCUCAGUGCAUGUUUGAUCCACGGGAAUGCCAAGCUAGGGGAAUACGUGGUUGAUCGCCUUGUUGAGCAUAGGCCCGAUGAUGGUGGUGUCUUUGUGCUGUUGUUGAACAUCUAUGCUGCUAGAGGGAGGUGGGAUGAUGCUAGAAAGACACGAAUGCUUAUGAAGUUAAGGGGUCUCAAGAAGAUUUUAGGUUGCAGCUCCACUGGGAUGUUCAUGGGAUUGUUCAUGAAUUCUACAUUGGAGAAUGCAACAGAAAUAUAUGACAUGUCGGUAGAGAUCAGCUCAGUUUGGCACCAAGGAAGAAGACGAGCAAAACCUGGGUCAUCACCUUGUCAGAAGAGACAACGCUGUGCUGUGGGGGAGUCUGCUCAGUGCAUGCUUGAUCCACGGGAAUGCCAAGCUAGGGGAAUACGCGUCGAUCGCCUUGUUGAGCUUAGGCCUGAUGAUGGUGGUGUUUAUGUGCUGUUGUCGAACAUCUAUGCUGCUAGAGGGAGACAGGAUGAUGCUAGAAAGACACGAAUGCUUAAGUUAAGGGGUCUCAAGAAGAUUUUAGGUUGCAGCUCCAUUGGGGUGUUCAUGGGAUUGUUCACAAAUUCUACGUUGGAGAAUGCAACAGAAAUAUAUGACAUGUCAGAAGAGAUCAGCUCAGUUUGGCACCAAGGAAGAAGACGAGCAAAACCUGGGUCAUCACAGUGAUAAGUUGUGGCAAUUAAUUGCUUUCAGGCUGAUUGCCACUUGGAAUUGUCAAGAACCUACAGCUGAAAUCUUCAACCUUCAGAUGCCAGUUCCACAUCAAAGUUCUCCAUUGAAUUGAUCUCAGCAUGUCUACAUCAGCUUAAUUUCUACAACAUUAUUGCUUACUUUCUUCUUUCUUUGGUCUUCCACUAGCUCCUUCAAGUUCAGAAAGCCGACCACUCUUUCACAAGCAUAUAUAUUUGACCUAAAACACCACAGUCUGACCUGUUCCAGCCAACCUUUCACAAGAGAAAAGCUUCUGAGGAGGUAGAGAAAUGGUUUUAUGUUCAUCUAUUGUGAUUUGUACAGUAGGAGACUUAAUGCUAAUUUAUUAUGUUUACACUUGAUAGUGAACAUGACAUUGCAGCCCUUGAAAUGUGA
This is a messenger RNA of Musa acuminata AAA Group (dessert banana), 1443 nucleotides long. Its product is annotated as pentatricopeptide repeat-containing protein At5g56310-like. The record is from RefSeq and is a predicted model, not a curated record. The transcript has 2 exons. The coding region runs from base 1 to 1023 and encodes 340 amino acids. NCBI's taxonomy places the organism in Eukaryota, Viridiplantae, Streptophyta, Magnoliopsida, Zingiberales, Musaceae. Gene Ontology annotation, molecular function: protein binding.